GUGAUAAAUUAAGACAUGCCUACGUGUCUUAAUUUACUACGGCGGUCUGUCGGCUAUAUUUUUACUAUGUAUUGAAGAUCUCUUUCAGUGCAUUGCCUUGUAUUUCUUUUUUGAAUAUUCUUAAAAAAAUUGUCUUAAGGUUAACAAACACUCAAAGAAAGUCCAAAUUUGUGCAGUUGUUUGGAAGUUAUAGGACUCGUACAUUUCGGCGAAGCAUUUAUUUGUGUAUGUUAUUGUAGAAUAUGUCACAUUUGACAUUACAAUUUUCAAUGAAAGUAACAGUCGUAAUGAAUACUAUUUACCAGUAAUAAGUAAUCUGUGAAUUGUACUAAGGUCAACUAAGAAUAACAUGAUUGGCAACGAUAGGUAUUUCAAGUCUUAUUUCGAAAAAUAUUUGAAAACAACUGUGACGUCAUUAAAUUUUGUAAUAUCGUUAACGAAAAGGAAUUAAUAGAAAAUUUAUUACACAUUUUUAAAAUGGGUGGAUCAGUAAGUGCUGGUCGAGAUAACAAUGAGUUGAUAGACAAUUUAGUGAGUGGAAAUUACAUACGUUCUCGAGGGGUAGAAAAAGUGUUUCGAGCUUUGGAUCGAGGUGAUUACAUGACACCAGAGGCCAAACGGCAAGCUUACAAGGAUUUAGCUUGGCGCGAUGGCCUACUUCAUAUGUCAUCACCAUGUAUAUACAGUGAGGUGAUGGAGGGAUUGGAGUUAAGACCUGGUCUCUCUUUCCUAAACAUUGGAUCAGGGACAGGAUACCUAAGCACCUUAGCUGGGCUUAUCUUAGGAACUUCUGGCAUCAGUCAUGGUGUGGAAAUUCAUCCCUCAACUGUGGAUUAUGCUACUAUUAAGUUACAACAAUUUAUUAAAAAAUCACCAAGUCUAGAUUACUUUGACUUUUGUGAACCUAAGUUCUUUGUUGGAAAUGGGCUUAAUUUAGCACCCUUGCAGAGUGGAUAUGAUCGUGUUUACUGUGGUGCUGGGUGCCCAGAAAAAUAUGUUAAUUAUAUUAGAUACUUGCUCAAGGUAGGUGGGAUACUUGUUGUUCCUAUUAAUGACACACUACAGCAAGUGAAGAGAGUCUCGGAAACAAAAUGGGUCAGUAGCAGCCUCAUGAGCGUUUCCUUUGCAACGCUAAGAGCACCCACCGAUGAGGAUACAAGAGAACAUUUUAAAUUGGUCGAUAUAGAACCACCUCGGCUGGUGAUGUUGGCCCGGGCGCGUAUCCGUGAAGCUUUGCGAGACAGCGUGCUGGAGCGUAGACCCGAACUGCGGGAGAAGACGUGGCGCCGCCCUCCCAGACGCAACCAGGAACCGAGAAGAGUCAUCAUACCCAUCGAGUCCACGCCCGACAACGAAAACUUAAACGUCCUUCACGACUUGGACGCCGAGAGUGGAGCGAAUGAAAUGAAUGCGCUCCUCAGUCUCGUGAUUAGUAUGGGAGAAGACAGAUUGGCCGGAGCCUUGCGUUUCGGCAGCGACAGAGGAACCGGGUACGUAUAUCGCCACGACCGAGACUCACAUUCCUCCUCCGACGACGAUGACGACACGGAUGGCUCUACCGAAACUGUCGAACCCACCACGGAGACUAAUGAUCAAAGUGAAGAAAACGAAGACGACACCGGCACGAGCUCGAAUCGAAAGUUAAAAGAAGAUUCCGAAGAUACCACUCAUAAGACUGACGCAAAAGACAAGGCCGAUAAUAAAGAAAGUGAAGUUGAAAAUGUCGUAGAGAGCAAUGACGAAAUUGAAACCGAUCCCCAAAGCGAUAGUUCCUCCGUAGACGAUUCCAAAGCUAAGAAUAAGCGACAUAGGGCUAGGCUGUCGAGGACGAUGGCCAAGCUGAAGAGGCUUGGCAAGAAACCAUUCAGGAACGCGGGAAUAGCGAAAGCCUCAACGUCGAAAGUUGAAGACGAUCGUAGAAAUGACCGCGAGGUCAGCAGCAGUGAAUCUGACGAUGACAAGAAGCCUCCCGGGACCGACGUCGACACUUGCACCGAAGACACUUCCCAGGAGGCCGGGCCCUCGACUGACAUGGAGUGGCAGGACCUUAAGCAUUCCGGGGAGGAAAAUAACGGAGUGCACAAGAGCAAGGCUAAAAGGCAGAAGCUGGACAGCGGCAUCGGGGAGAACUCCGGCAGUGCCGAAGAGACCACACAGAGCGACAGCGGCUCGGACUCCGACAGCUGGACCAGGCUCAACAUCUCUUGCUCUGGUAUCGCAGAUCGCGACGACGAUUCGUCCCUGGAGGAAGACGAGGCGUCGGCGGAGAGGCGCGCUCGACGCAAGUCCUUAGAGGCUCGGCGCCGAGAGAUGGCGCUCACCGUGAAGCAGGCCGUGGCCGCUCUGCCGCUGCCCCAUCCGCUCAAGAUGUUCGUGAACUGGGGUCGCUCCUACCAAUUCUAACGGCGGACCGACGACUCAAUCGUUACGAUUUCAUACAGUGUCUUGAAACGAUGGCUCGAAAGCCGUUUUGAUGUUGCGUUAACUUAUGGAAUAGAAUUGUUGAACGAUUUCUUAGCGAUUAUAAAUUUAACAGAACAAGAAUGAUAAUGAGCCUUAGCCGUACUCGUAAGAGAUUCGCUUUUCGCGCAAUCGUCGGCCAUUUUGUCGAUCGUUAGGCGUGCGGAGGAGUCGAUCUUCGAUUUCUUGUUGAAUAUAUCUCCGAAAACGACAACAGUGCGCCAUUUAAAAAAUAGGCAAAUAUGUUGAAAGAGAUAUCGAGACUUUAUUUUUUAACGAAUACAGUGUUUUAUAUGCGUUUAUGAUAAUAUUAUAUUGAUUUAAGACUGCGAGCGUAGGUGAAGUGACGUUAGAUUGUGAUUACAAUGUACGUAGAUGUUCGAAUUCUAGUCUUUUUUACUCCUCGGAACGCGGUACGUCGCUCUGUCGACCGGCAGUCGCUGGUUGGAGACAAUGCAAAUAUUUGUGAUGUAUCGAUUUAUUGCAUUUGCGGAGAACCUUUUUCAAAUAUUCCUUUAAUUAUUUAAAAAAUAAAUAAUAAAUAGGUCGUUUCGAGCUCGACGUCGCUCAUCUAUGACGUACUAUUGUAAUGUUUGAUAGGAUUUUGGUUUUUGGCAAAACAAAUGUUGUUCCUUAAAAGAAACGGAAGUCGGGCAAGAGUCAUUUGUUUUAUUCGCACUUUAAACAUGUAUAACUUUGUUGACGGCGUCUUUGUUUCGUCUCUCACUAAUAUUAAUUCUAUGUAAUCGGCGUUCUAAUAAAUAAUUAUUCUUAA
This is a messenger RNA of Pieris brassicae (large cabbage white), 3235 nucleotides long. RefSeq lists its product as uncharacterized. Gene Ontology annotation, biological process: protein modification process. Bases 478 to 2403 code for a protein of 641 amino acids. The record is from RefSeq and is a predicted model, not a curated record. Gene Ontology annotation, cellular component: cytoplasm. Gene Ontology annotation, molecular function: protein-L-isoaspartate (D-aspartate) O-methyltransferase activity. Lineage: Eukaryota; Metazoa; Arthropoda; Insecta; Lepidoptera; Pieridae. The transcript is spliced from 10 exons.